This is a messenger RNA of Alosa alosa (allis shad), 2356 nucleotides long. RefSeq names its product neuropeptide Y receptor Y7 (gene npy7r). Gene Ontology annotation, molecular function: neuropeptide Y receptor activity. The transcript is spliced from 2 exons. The record is from RefSeq and is a predicted model, not a curated record. NCBI's taxonomy places the organism in Eukaryota, Metazoa, Chordata, Actinopteri, Clupeiformes, Clupeidae. Gene Ontology annotation, biological process: G protein-coupled receptor signaling pathway. The coding region runs from base 174 to 1304 and encodes 376 amino acids. Gene Ontology annotation, cellular component: membrane.
CGCCAGUAACACACUGUCACUUGGGUUCGGAAACAACGAGCGAAUAUGCCGUCUGUCCAAACGUAAUGCUUUACGCAUCCCUCCAAUAUCUGCAAGAGGCAUCAACUAAGAGGAGUAGGAAAUUGAAGAGCAAGUUCGUUUGACGUACCCAGGUGCACACAACGCGACCCAAAAUGAGCCCUUUGGAUUUGGUCAACAGCACGGACCCAGGCCAGGUGAGAUGGGACGACUUCUCCCGAUACGGGGAGUUCUUUCUGGGGAACGACAGCCUUGAUCUCCUCCGGCCCACCUUCAGUGACGACAUCACCAAGCUCCUGCUUGUCCAAGUUGCGCUGAUCGCUGCCUACUCGCUCAUCAUCCUCCUGGGCUUGGUGGGCAACACGCUGGUCAUCUACAUGGUCAUCCUCUACAAGAACAUGCGGACCGUCACUAACUACUUCAUUGCCAACCUGGCGCUGGCUGACCUGAUGGUGGACACCAUCUGCCUGCCGUUCACGCUGGCCUACACGCUGCUGGACGAGUGGAAGUUCGGCGCGGUGCUGUGCCACCUGGUGCCGUACGCGCAGGCGCUGAGUGUCCACGUCUCCAUCCUGACGCUGACGGUCAUCGCGCUGGAGCGCUACCGCUGCAUCGUCUUCCACCUGGAGCGCCGGCUCUCGCGGCGCACCAGCUUCGCCAUCAUCGGCCUGACGUGGGCGACGUCGGCCGUGCUGGCCGGCCCGCUGGCCAUCUUCCGCGAGUACCGGCGCGAGGAGAUCCCCUCCAUCGGCCUGCGCAUGGCCGUGUGCUCGGAGAAGUGGCCCAACGGCACCAACCGCGACGCCGUCAUCUACAGCCUGGCCAUGCUGCUCGUCCAGUACGUCAUCCCUCUGGGCAUCAUCAGCUACGCCUACGUGUGCAUCUGGGCCAAGCUCCGCAGCCACGUCAGCCCGUCCAGCCGCGGCGACAGCAUCCACCGCCGCAAGAAGACCACCAAGAUGCUCGUGCUGGUGGUUCUGGUGUUCGCCUUGUGCUGGCUGCCCUUCCACAUUUUCCAGCUGGCCAGUGACCUGGACCUGGUGCUGCGCUUCAAGGAGUACAAGCUGCUCUACACCAUCUUCCACAUCGUGGCUAUGUGCUCCACCUUCACCAACCCGCUCCUCUACGGGUGGAUGAACAAGAACUACCGCAACGGCUUCCUCAUGUUCUUCCGCUGCGAGCACAAGCCCGACACCAUCCACCCGGAAGGGUCCUUCAAGACCCGCUCGCAGAGGGGCCUGAUUGUAAACGGCCACCAUGGUGGACACCGACCAACUCCCGUGUGAACAUUGCUGAACUUGUCUUGAACUUCCAAAUGUGUGGAAGCACCCUUGAAGGGUGCCAAGUAGGGCUAUUUAUUCUUGAGCAAGUGCCAUAUGGUCUGCGAGUUUACUGAAGGUACCCCUUUUGGCAUCAAAGGCAUAGAAAGAAUGAAUGAGCAGCUGUGUGUGUUGGCAACAAGCUGUCUACAGCUAAUUGUCUAACUUGGAAGAGGGGAAGCAUCGUACUCGUUGCACAAGAAAUCAUUUAUUUUUUAUGCCAGUAGGAACUUGAGGGGAUAAUGUCAUUUUGGAACAAGGUGUACAUUUUAUGUUUUGUGCCCCAAAGGAGGUGCAGUCAAAAAGAAAAAAUACACACUGGUGUUCAAUUCUGGUGUAUUGGCAGAAUAUGACAUUUUGGGUUGCCUAUAUUCUAGUUCCAAGUCCGAUUAUGGGACGGAAGACAAAACCUAUUUGGAUUUCAAAUCAUUCUAACCAUAAUGUAAUAAAAUCAUCAUUAAAUGUUACAAAGGUUUGCCAAAGCCAAUAAACUGCCGCUAAAAAUCAUUCUAUAAUAUCAAGAAAUUGCAUGUGCAUUCAUUUACAUAUGCUACUUUUAAUGCACUGAUGGCAGAUGUGCAAAGAGUGCAGAUGUGCAAGAGAAAUGCACAAGUACUUAAAUACAUAUGAAUAUAUCUAUAAAUAUGUUGUAUUUUAACGUUCAGUUCUGUGUGUUCUUCAGUCAGGGAGUUGAAUAAUGCCUCAUGUGCGGCUCUGUUCAGCAUCACAAAUUUGAUGAGACUGCAGCGGUGGCAGUGACAGGAUCUGACAAAUUGACUAUAUCUUCUCAUGAAUGUCAUCAAAUCGCUCUCUGAUCUCUGUGCGUGUGUGUGCGUGUGUGUCUGUGUGUGUGUGUGUGUGUGUAUGUGUGUUUCUGUGUGUGUGUGUGUGUGUGUCUGUGGGUGUGUGUGUUUGUGUGUGUGCACCAUCUGCUGGAGGAAACAUGUGCCUCUGUGUUAUAUAUCUCUUUAUUGUGAAGCAUUCCUCCAUUUGCCCUCCCAGCUGUCUGUGUGAUCUAA